Lactuca saligna is the source of this 1944-nucleotide messenger RNA. The record is from the annotation of a GenBank genome assembly. Lineage: Eukaryota; Viridiplantae; Streptophyta; Magnoliopsida; Asterales; Asteraceae.
AUGCCUGAAAUUGUCGCCGACGUUUCAACCUCAAAUCCGGCCGGCGAUAACAUACAAACCGGAGGAUAUGUCCCACACAAAGAGCUUUUCGGCUACUCAUCGCCGAGAAGCCCAUUGACGACACUCAGCCCGGAGAGCGAUUCAAUGGGUUUAUCCGUUGACAGUCCCGGCGGCGUCGACACCUCCAUUGAACAGCUCUAUAACAACGUCUGUGAAAUGCAAAGCUCCGACCAGUCACCUUCCAGGUUCAGUUACUUAUCAUAUGGUCAAGAAUCGCGAAUAGAUUCCGAGCUCCGCUUUCUCGCCGGAGGAGACUUUAUGAAACCAGACGGCGGUGCUACAAAAGAGACAGUCGUCACAAUCGAUGAAAAAGAAGCGAAAGAAACAUCAAACGACAGCAACACGACUGUAAACAUCCCAAAAUCUGAACAGUCUUCAACUCCAAAAAACCGACUUCCUUCUCGUAAGAGGAUUCCAUCGAGGAUAAAUCUCAAAAAACAAGAAAAAAUUUCACCCAACGAAGAUCCAGCGUACCUCGGGACUUAUUUACUCAAACAAGCGCGAGACUUGUUGUCAUCAGGUGAUAACCCGAAAAGGGCUUUUGAAUUGGCUCAACGAGCAUUGAAAUCAUUCGAAAGCAUCCAAUCUGAGACACCAAAUUUGGAAGUCGUCAUGUGUUUGCACAUCGUAGCAGCUUUGAAUUGCAGUUCUGGACGUUACACCGACGCCAUUCCUUUGUUAGAACGUUCAAUCGAAAUCCCAAACAUGGACCAAGGUCAAAAACACUCUCUCGCUAAAUUUGCAGGGUGUAUGCAGUUAGGCGAUACGUAUUCAAUGAUUGGAAACAUCGAGAAUUCAAUACUUUGUUACACCGCCGGUUUAGAAAUCCAACGACAAGUUUUAGGUGAAUCCGAUUCCCGAUUUGGUGAAACUUGUAGAUACGUAGCGGAAGCUCAUGUACAAGGUAUGCAGUUCGAUGAAGCUAAGCGGUUAUGUCAAAUGGCUCUUGAUAUACACAAAAACGGUUCACCGGAAGAAGCCGCCGACCGGCGGCUCAUGGGGCUGAUAUGUGAAGCGAUGGGAGAUUACGAAACCGCCCUCGAACAUUACGUUUUGGCGAGCGUCGCCAUGGCCGGAGAUGGACACGAAACAGAAGUUGCUGCUAUCGAUGUUUGCAUCGGGGACGCUUAUUUAUCAUUGUCUCGUUACGACGAGGCGAUUUUUUCGUAUCAGAAAUCGCUUAAUCUUUUCAAAUCAACAAAAGGCGAUAAUCAUCCAUCAGUUGCUUCGGUUUUCGUCCGAUUGGCCGACGUCUACAACAAAAUCGGGAAACUACGUGAAUCGAAAUCGUACUGUGAAAACGCGUUACGGAUUUACGUGAAACCAGUCGCCGGAAUCCCUAGAGAAGAAAUCGCGAGUGGUUUGAUUGAAGUUUCGGCGAUUUAUGAGUCGAUGAAUGAACUCGAUCACGCAAUUAAUCUACUGAAGAAGGCGUUGAAGGUGUACGGGAAGGCGGUAGUAUUUGGAGUCGUAUGGGUGUUUGAAGGCGGCGAUUGGGAAGCUGAGGCGGUGGGGGAGAAGAAAUCGGCGCUUUUUGGUGUUGCUUUGAAUCAAAUGGGGCUUGCUUGUGUUCAGAUUCACUCGAUAAAUGAAGCGGCUGAUCUUUUUGAAGAAGCGAGAGGUAUAUUGGAGACAGAGUAUGGGCCUCACCAUCCUGACACACUUGGGGUUUAUAGUAAUCUUGCCGGCACUUAUGAUGCCAUGGGCAGAUGGGACGAUGCGAUUGAGAUACUUGAAUAUGUGGUUGGGAUGAGAGAGGAGAAGCUUGGAACUGCGAAUCCGGAUGUGGAUGAUGAGAAGCGGAGACUAGCAGAGCUUCUUGGGGAUGCGGGCCGAAAUCGGAAUAAGAAAUCACUCUCACUUGAAUUCCUUCUUGAUGCCUAA